Alternaria alternata is the source of this 1348-nucleotide messenger RNA. RefSeq lists its product as hypothetical. The coding region runs from base 198 to 1244 and encodes 348 amino acids. Lineage: Eukaryota; Fungi; Ascomycota; Dothideomycetes; Pleosporales; Pleosporaceae. The transcript has 2 exons. The record is from RefSeq and is a predicted model, not a curated record.
UCCGUUUGUGAUGUACAGGCGAUUCGUCGAGACACUGCAACGCCUCUAAUUCUCCCAAUAAAUUGCUCCACCUACCAUGGGUGACUCCUGUCUCACUGCAUACCUAGUCUCCAUUGUAGACAAUCAUUCUCGACUUGUUGACAGCGAAAAAUAUUCGAUCAAUUCUGCAUACAACAGCAUCCAUUCAAUCCGCCAUUAUGGCAUCAGAGAUAGAGGCUGACUAUUCGGCGCGCCCUGACGGCCCGGAUGACAAUGAGAUCAUGCUACAAACCCAACGAAAACUACCACUCACUUUACCAUGGGGCCACACACCUAUUCGACUGGGGACUACCUUUCAUUCAAGCCGGCAGUCCACAAAGAAUCCUUGGUCCGAUGAGACACCGUUCGUGCUAUCCGAUCUGCACAUGAUCCCCAAAGAGCUGCACUUUGAGUAUGGCACUACAUCGACCUUCAAGAAGGUUUCAACAAGAAGGGAACGCGAAACGAAAGAUCAUCUCACGCUAGGUUUCGGCGUGGGCGUUGGUCUUCCGUUCCUUGCCGCUGCAAGUGUGAAAGGCGAAUUUGAUCAGAACAUUGAGGAGAAUCGAGAUUCUGAAAAGAUAUCCUUGAACUCAAGUUGUCGUGCCGGAACUAUUGAAUUUCAGAGGCAGCCUCGCUUGAACAAAGAGGCGAUCAUAGAGAUUAAAUACGGUGGAGGCUAUGAAGCUCUUUGCAAGAAAUAUGGCGACUAUUAUCUCUCAGGGUACCGGCUCGGUGGGGAUACUGGUAUCCUGAUAAGUGCAGCCGGGCAUACACGCAAUCAGAUUGACACUUACGGCAUUACAGCCACGGUCACAGUCCUUAUGAUCUCGGCUAGUAAGCACUGGGAUAAAGACUUCAGAUCAUUCGUCGCUGGUCGCAGUACGAAACUGCUAGGUUACGAUACCAUCGACGGAAAGACAUGGAAACGAUCUAGCGCAGAAGGCGCGGAGAUUAAAGAAAUGCAGGCUUGGGGUGGCUACGAUCCCGAAGUGGAUAAUGGCUCGCUUCGAGCCGAUGCAGAUGCUAUCCUGACACGGUCGGAAAAUACUUUGGAACGUAUCUUGGACAUACUAGAGAAACAUGGCUAUAGAAAUAGCGCGAGUUUGACAUUCAAUCAGUGCGAAGAGCUUGUCGCAGAAGGAGUCGUGGUCGAGCUGCUGCUUCAGCCGCUUUGGAGACUACGCGAUGUAGUGCAAUGGCGGUUGGAAGAUAACAUCAUAUGAGCAGAACAAAGUCUUUGUAAGUUAUCUAGUUGUAGUUCCGAUAUCAGCUAUGGGACUCUAGCAGCCUCUUCGUUGAUGAUACAUGUAACGAGCGAAUCAGUCUC